Molecule: messenger RNA, 1161 nt
Organism: Ostertagia ostertagi
Lineage: Eukaryota; Metazoa; Nematoda; Chromadorea; Rhabditida; Trichostrongylidae
Source: the annotation of a GenBank genome assembly
AUGGACCAAGAGCCACGACGAUUCAUUUCCUUUGUAGAAUACUGGCGUGAACACACCACAAAUUUUUUUCGUGGUGACGACUACACGGUGGAGGACUUGUCGAAAAUAGCGCACAGAGGAAGGGUCUUGAAGCGAUUAUUGGCUCAAUCCAGUAUUGAACUUCCUCGAGGUUCUGCAAUGGAAGAAGGUACUAGCUCAGGCGGAAAUGAGCGUGUAGUGUUCGUUAAAAGGCCAGGAGAGAACUCACCACCAUCGGUGGACUGCUUUCAUUGCGAAAGCUGCCACGACCCCACAGCUUCCGAUUUGGGACCUGGUCAGUGUCUCGUGCGUACACUGUAUCUCUCCGUUGAUCCGGCACAGAGAUGUCGCAUGAAUUCGUCUACUGGAGUGGACUACCUUGCACCUUACGAGCCUGGCGAGUUGGUAGAUGGCAUGGAGGGUGUUGGCGUUGUUGAGAUUGUUGGUGAAAACAGCGCUCUCAUGUCUGGUGAUAUCGUCACAUCAUGUGCUCACUUAUGGCCGUGGACAAAAAGAUUUAUUGCGGAUUGCAGUGAUUUGGUGAAGGCAGCGAUUGACAGAUCUCGACCGCAAACCAUAGUAAUAUCAGGUGCUGCUGGCAGCUGCGGUACUUUAGCAGGCCAGAUCGCUCGACUUGAGGGUUGCACCCGUGUUAUCGGAAUCUGUGGUACUGAGGAAAAGUGCAGAAUUCUGGUCUCCGAGUUUGGAUUCGAUGGAGCUAUAAAUUAUCGAGCGGAAGCAAUAUCCGAUGCCCUUUCUUCUUUAGCCCCUGACGGUGUCGAUAUCUAUUUUGAUAACGUUGGAGGAUUCAUCAGUGAUGCUGUGAUCCAGAAUAUGAACAAUGGAGGUCGCAUAGUUUUAUGUGGUCAGAUUGCCGUUUACAACACUGAUUUACCUUAUCCUCCACCAAUUCCUUCACAGACCGCAGAGAUAAUUCGCUUGAAAAAUAUCCAAAGAGAGCGGUUCUUAGUGUUGUCGUAUAAGGAUGAAAUGGAUGCUGCAGUGGCUCAGCUAUCGCACUGGCUGCAGGAGAACAAACUGAAGGUGAAGGAAACGAUUUAUGAGGGUCUGUCGAAGGCACCACAAGCUUUUGUUGACAUGAUGGCAGGAAAAAAUAUUGGCAAGAUGAUUGUGAAGGUAUGA